Molecule: messenger RNA, 4040 nt
Organism: Dendronephthya gigantea
Lineage: Eukaryota; Metazoa; Cnidaria; Anthozoa; Malacalcyonacea; Nephtheidae
Product: adhesion G protein-coupled receptor E1-like
Exons: 28
Coding region: 160-3990 (1276 amino acids)
Biological process (GO): cell surface receptor signaling pathway; G protein-coupled receptor signaling pathway
Cellular component (GO): membrane
Molecular function (GO): calcium ion binding; G protein-coupled receptor activity
Source: RefSeq, a predicted model, not a curated record
UUGUGUGUUUCUCCUGCUUUCAACAUGCGACUAUAGUUCGAUGUAGAUGAAUGUGCUUUGGAAACCCAUACAUGCGACUUCGAUGCUACAUGACACAAUACUAUUGGAUCAUACAAAUGUACAUGUGAAGAAGGAUUUACAGGAAACGGAACCUCGUGUAUGGAUGUAGACGAAUGUGCUUUGGAAACCCAUGCAUGUGAUUUGGAUGCAACGUGUAACAAUACUAUUGGAUCAUACACAUGUGCAUGUAAAGAAGGAUUUACUGGAAAUGGGACAAAAUGUGAAGACGAAGAUGAAUGCGCUUUGGAAACCCAUACAUGUGACUUGGAUGCAACGUGUAACAAUACCAUUGGAUCAUACACAUGUACAUGUAAAGAUGGAUUUACAGGAAAUGGGACCUCGUGUAUAGAUGAAAAUGAAUGUGCUUUGGAAACCCAUACAUGUGACUUCGAUGCCACGUGUAACAAUACUAUUGGAUCAUACACAUGUACAUGUAAAGAUGGAUUUACAGGAAACGGAACAAAAUGUGAAGACGAGGAUGAAUGUGCUUUGGAAACCCAUACAUGUGAUUUGGAUGCCAUGUGUAACAAUACCAUUGGAUCAUACACAUGUACAUGUAAAGAAGGAUUUACAGGAAACGGGACCUCGUGCAAAGAUGAAAAUGAAUGUGCUUUGGAAACCCAUACAUGUCACUUGGAUGCCACGUGUAACAAUACCAUUGGAUCAUACACAUGUGCAUGUGAAGAAGGAUUUACAGGAAACGGGACCUCGUGCAAAGAUGAAGAUGAAUGUGCUUUGGAAACGCAUACAUGUCACUUCGAUGCUACAUGUAACAAUACUAUUGGAUCAUACACAUGUACAUGUGAAGAAGGAUUUACAGGAAAUGGGACAAAAUGUGAAGAUGAAGAUGAAUGUGCUUUGGAAACCCAUACAUGUGACUUGGAUGCAACGUGUAACAAUACCAUUGGAUCAUACACAUGUACAUGUGAAGAAGGAUUUAUAGGAAACGGAACCUCGUGUAUAGAUGAAGAUGAAUGCGCUUUGGAAACCCAUACAUGUCACUUGGAUGCUACGUGUAACAAUACCAUUGGAUCAUACACAUGUACAUGUAAGGAAGGAUUUACAGGAAACGGGACCUCGUGCAAAGAUGAAGAUGAAUGUGCGUUGGAAACCCAUACAUGUCACUUGGAUGCCACGUGUAACAAUACCAUGGGAUCAUACAAAUGUACAUGUGAAGAAGGAUUCACAGGAAACGGGACCUCGUGCAAAGAUGAAGAUGAAUGUGCUUUGGAAACCCAUACAUGUGACUUGGAUGCAACGUGUAACAAUACCAUUGGAUCAUACACAUGUACAUGUGAAGAAGGAUUUGUAGGAAACGGAACCUCGUGUAUAGAUGAAGAUGAAUGCGCUUUGGAAACCCAUACAUGUCACUUGGACGCCACGUGUAACAAUACCAUUGGAUCAUACACAUGUACAUGUAAGGAAGGAUUUACAGGAAACGGGACCUCGUGCAAAGAUGAAGAUGAAUGUGCUUUGGAAACCCAUACAUGUCACUUGGAUGCCACGUGUAACAAUACCAUGGGAUCAUACACAUGUACAUGUGAAGAAGGAUUCACAGGAAACGGGACCUCGUGCAAAGAUGAAGAUGAAUGUUCUUUGGAAACCCAUACAUGUCACUUUAAUGCCACGUGUAACAAUACCAUUGGAUCAUACACAUGUAUAUGUGAAGAAGGAUUUACAGGAAAUGGAACAAAAUGUGAAGAAACUACAAAGUUCGACGAUGAUGAAUGUAAGUUGAAAAAUUACACAUGCCACUCUGAUGCCACGUGCAGCAGCACCAACGGAUCAUUCAUCUGUACUUGCAUCAAAGGAUUUACAGGAAAUGGAACGGUUUGCAAAGACGUGGAUGAAUGUGCGUUGAAGACUCACACAUGUCAUCGUCAAGCCACGUGCAACAAUACUUUUGGAUCCUACAUCUGUACUUGUGAUCAAGGAUGGACAGGUGAUGGAAAGAGUUGCAAAGACGAAGAUGAAUGUGCUCUGGGAACACAAAGUUGUCACCUUCAUGCUAUUUGUCAGAAUACCAUUGGAUCAUACACCUGUAUUUGUAAAGAUGGGUUUUCAGGAAAUGGAACGUUUUGCAAAGGAUUCCAUCCAAUCUGUUUCUCGGCGAGAGACACGUUGCAUAGCAAGUUCAGCGUUGGAAUGCUGGAUAGACUGGAUGAAGAGGCAUACGAACUCUAUCGUAAAGACAAAUCCACUGAAGACCGCAAAAACGUCGCACAGGAGAUUAUCAAAGAUCUGACCUGCGUAACAAAUCUUGACGCAGUCACGGGUAAAACAAGCCAAAUGAACGAACAAAAUUUAACUGAAGCGGUCCGAAUACUUCAAAAAAUAGUUAAUCUGAACAUUUCUGAUCUUGAUGUUUUGGGUCCUGUAAACAAUAUAUUGGAUCCUAGGAAUGCAGAUGCUUGGAGAACUAUGAAGGACGGAAAAUUAAUCGGCGAUCUGGUAAUGACACUGCAAAAUUAUGCAACUCAGCAAGGAGAAGCCUUAAAAAACGAUGCAUCUACUUCUGCUAUAUUUUAUAACCGUUCAAACAUCCAGUUACGCGUUGAAUACACAAACCAAAGUCAAUUGACGCCAGAAAGAGGAAUUUUUAAUUUUCCAAAUGCAUCCUUUGUUCUUUCACCUGAUGCACUUGCUAAAGAUUCUGGUGCUGUGGUCGCCGUUGUUUGGUAUAAAACAUUGAACAGCUUUCUAACGGACGGUUUAGAUGAUAAAGAUGAUAUUAAUGGUAUCAUAAAUAGCACAAUCAUCAGCGCAAGUGUUCAACCUCAUCCAAUGAAGAAUCUGGAAGAACCUGUUCGAAUCAGCUGGGACACAAAAGAAUCAACAAAGAAGAACAGAAAAUGUGCUCACUGGAAUCCUGAAUUAAGUGAAAGUGGAUGGAAAACAGCUGCAUGUGAAGAGGUGUUUGAUGAGUCAAAUAAUCACCGCAUUACAUGUGAAUGUCAGGAGCUGGCAGCCUUCGCUUUUGUAGAAAUUUUCAGAAAUUUGGAGAGCCAUCGUGAAGUGAGAAGAUCUAAUGUUCACCCAAUGUCAAUUGUUGGCUGCACAGUAUCACUGGUUUGUGUAUUGCUUACGAUACUUGCGCACGUUUUCUUGUGGAGAAGGCUUGAUGAGAGAGCCAAAAUUCCAUCUAAAGUUCUCAUGAAUCUCUGCGUCGCUAUUGUAAUCGCAAAUAUCUUUUGCAUCAUCGCUGAAUCCGCUCUACAUCAUGAGAAAUUCUGUAUUGCUGCAUCGAUAUUAUUGUAUUUUGCUCUACUCGUUCUUUUUGGAUGGAUGUUGGGCGAAGGAUUUAUCAUUCUCUUUCGACUUGCGAAGGUCUACCUGGUUUCAGAUUAUUGGGGAAAAUUUUUGAAAGCGUUCUACGGCAUAUAUUGGGGUAUCCCAGUUAUCAUUGUAUUAUUAACGUUAGCUACUGGAGUAGACGAUUUUGGUGAUUUCAUAACCGAGUAUGUAUGUUGGUGCCGUAGUGGAAGUGAAGCAUUCUGGAUUUUCAUUGCUUCUCUUUGUGCAAUUUUACUUAUCAACGUCGUUAUCUUUCUCUUUGCCUUCCGACAUGCUUCAUCUUCUCAAGAGUUAUGCAUAACGCAGACAAAAGAGGACACGGCACAUGAACACGAAAGAGAAAUUCUUGGUCUAAGAUGCGCUGCUCUGGUGCAUCUUCCGCUGCUUGGACUCACGUGGUUGUUUGGUUUACUUGCAUUUCAUCAGAAUCAGAAUGCGUUGAAAUAUCUUUUCGUCAUUUUCAACAUCUUGCAAGCAUUGAUGUUAGUCGUUUCUCACGUAGUGUUGAAUCGAAUGCUUCACAAAGCCAUGCACAAAGAAAAGCAAGAUCGUCUUUUCAAACCGACUAAAGGCGUUCCUUCGACAACACGCGAAGACGACGAUGAAAAAGCACCAAUUGCAGUUACAUCAGUGUAAUGUUUCAGAUUCCAUUAUUCGAACAACCAGCUUUAGAUGCCAAAGAAAUG